Temnothorax curvispinosus is the source of this 2186-nucleotide messenger RNA. Its product is annotated as E3 ubiquitin-protein ligase MIB2-like. The annotation marks the transcript as partial. Gene Ontology annotation, biological process: protein ubiquitination. Lineage: Eukaryota; Metazoa; Arthropoda; Insecta; Hymenoptera; Formicidae. The transcript has 8 exons. Gene Ontology annotation, cellular component: cytoplasm. The record is from RefSeq and is a predicted model, not a curated record. Gene Ontology annotation, molecular function: protein binding; ubiquitin-protein transferase activity; zinc ion binding.
GCAGAAAAGAGACACCUAAUUGGUUCUCCGUGCGUCGGAUCGGCGGGCCGACGUGCGGACGUGCCCCGGAUCGAAGGAGGCGCCAUCGUCAACGAGCCCGGUUAUGAGGUUAUCGUCGUCAGCAUCGCGGACGUGAGAACCCGGACCCGGACAUCGGAUCGUCACCGUCGUCGUCGCCGUCCCCGUCGCCGCUGCCGCUGCUGCGGGCUGCGAUGAAGCGCGCGUGAUCCUCCCGGCGACGAUGUCGCGUAAUGUCGGCGGCUCUUCCCGUUUCUCACGGCCGGUUACCAGCUACAGCGCGCGUCGUCACGCCAGUGCCCGCCAGGCACGGUCCCGCGGAACGUCGGCCGCGCUGUUCUCGCCGUCGCCGCCGCCGCCGUUCCGCCGCGUAUGAUUCAUAAGGACCAAGCCCGGGACUGCCUUCAGGGACAGAAGCCAAAUUUUAUAUAUUCGGAGAUGCUAGAGGUUGGUCUGCGAGUCGUCCGCGGCCAGGACUGGAAGUGGGACGAUCAGGAUGGCGGCGAGGGUCACGCCGGGACGAUAGUAGAGAUCGGCAGGCCUCCCUCCACCGGCAACUCGACCUCCAGUCCGAAUCCCACCGACCGAACGCCGGACAAGACAGUCAUCGUUCAGUGGGAUCACGGCGCUAGGAGCAAUUAUAGGAUCGGCUAUCAGGGUGCUUAUGAUCUUCUGGUGUUCGAUAACGCGGCCGCUGGCGUCAAGCACUCUAACAUCAUCUGCGACGGUUGCAAGAGGCACGGGAUAAUCGGCAUCAGGUGGAAGUGUACAGAGUGUUUCGACUACGAUCUCUGCACGCAGUGUUACAUGGCCGACGUGCACGAGUUGACUCACACCUUCGAGAGAUAUCAAACAGCGAAUUCCGUCGGAGUUCGUUUAGGACCGAGAGAAGGCUGCACGAAGAUACCUCUGAAGGGGAUCUUCAUAGGAGCGAAAGUCAUUCGCGGACCGGAUUGGGAAUGGGGAAAUCAGGACGGCGGACGUGGGAAAACCGGCAGAGUCAUGGACAUACGUGGAUGGGACAACGAGAGCAGUCGAUCCGUCGCAACCGUUACAUGGUCCACGGGUAGCACUAACGUCUACCGAUUAGGCUUCAAAGGCUGCGUGGAUCUGUGUUACGUGGAGGAGGCCAAUGCUGGUACCUAUUACAAGGAACAUCUUCCAUUACUCGGCCAACCGGUCUUGACCGUACCAGAUAACGGAAACAGCACGUCGCCGACGAAGAGCGGUAUCGCCAGCAUCACGUCUAGUCCACACCCUUUAACGUUUAACGUUGGUGACAAGGUGAAAGUGCUAAUGGAAGUCGAUACGUUAAAAGAGAUGCAGGACGGUCACGGUGGAUGGAAUCCGCGUAUGGCUGAGUACAUAGGAAAGAUUGGCACGGUGCACCGAAUUACGGACAAGGGAGAUAUCCGCGUGCAGUACGAAGGCUGCCAUAAUAGGUGGACUUUCCACCCGGGUGCUCUGACGAAAGUUACCGCUAAAGACGCGUUCUCUCUUGGUGAUAUAGUCCGCGUAAAAAGCGACCUCGCCGCCGUCAGGCAAUAUCAACGUGGCCAUGGUGAAUGGAUAGACGUCAUGAAAAAUGCUCUGGGGAAAACCGGGAAGGUAAUUAAAAUCUAUUCCGAUGGCGACUUGCGCGUGGCGUUGGACGUACACGGUCAUACAUGGACAUUUAAUCCUCUGAGUGUCGUCCCGGUAUCUUCUGGCACGAACGCCACGACGGCCGCGCAUGAUAAUGCGAACAGGAGUAGAGAUCGUUCGAUGGACGGUACUGAUAGCGAAGUAGAAAAGCUGUUGAGGGACGCCGCAAGAGGCGAGGCCGGUGUGGACGCGGUACGAGAAUUUCUCAAGAAGUAUCCUGGCAGGGUGGACGCGUGUGCUCCCGGCGGUGGCAGAAAAACGUGCCUGCAGGUGGCCGCGCACCAAGGUCAGCGCGAGCUCUGCACCCUCCUUCUGGACGCCGGUGCCUCUUUGCGUGCGGUCGAUGAGGACGGAGAUACGCCGUUGCAUUACGCGGCAUUCGGCAAUCAGCCGGAGAUAAUGGACCUACUGUUAUCGCGAGGCGCGGCCAUCAAUGCCGUCAACAACGGCAGAUGUAGCGCUCUGCACGUGGCGGUUAACAAGCAGCACGUGCAAUGCGUGAGGGUGCUGCUGCGAUAUCACUG